UUGUUGGAAAGAUACACAAAUUCGUCUUUUGGCAUACAACUGGUUCAGUUCAUGCCAAACAAAUGUUUAUUAUCUGAAUUUGAGCUGACAUAUUGUGUUAUUUUUGUAGUUCGAAGAUUGGCCAACACAAUUCAUUUUAUCAGUCCUGCCUAUGCUUGAUGUCAACUGCAAGAGAUGUUGUUUAGUGUUGAGGAGGCUGGUUAGCUUUGGAUCAUAAAUUCUCACCAGAAACAACACAGUUAUGGACCGUGCAGACACCUCAGGGUUUGUCAGUGGUGGUUGCUUUGGUACUACGCUCCUGCUGAUUUUCUUCCAUUUUGUCUAUUCGACCAUCAGUGUCUGAAAGAUUAUCCAGCCCCUGUUUCUUCAGCUCCCCAGUAAUCCUGAUAUUAUUUGCUCUGACCCAGCUGUCAUAGUGUUAAGCUGUGAUGGAUAACAGCUUUGUGGAUACCACAAACCAACCUCUGAUGAAUGACCCCUUUGUCUUAAUGGCACAAUCAGCUCCAAGCUACGCCCUGAAAAACCUGACCAAAAGCGCAGUUCGCAUGGAUUGCGUCGGCUCAGCAAUGGCUAAUUGUGGCCAUGGUGAUGAAAGUACACAAAGCAUGAAUAACAUCACAACGAGAGAUGAUGGUUGCAAGCUUGUUCUAGGGUUGGGUCCAACACCUGAUUUUUACUCGACACAUUAUCAGCCCACUGGUGUAUAUAAGUCAAAAGAAUCUCAGACUUUGUCUGGCCAGAGUUUCUCUUUCACUGACCCAGGGGUGCUGAGGCUUGGCCUGCAGACAGAUGGUGCAGAAACAAUUCAGCCUCUGCAAACACCAAAUGAAACAGUUCAUUCUUUUGCUGUUGUUGACGAGGCUUCAACAUCUGCUGCUGUAAGGAGCAUGGGUGGCUACAUGCCAUCGCUACUCUUUGCUCCCCGCUCCAGUUCUUCUGCUGCCAAUGAGACACAAUUACAAAGCAGAGAUUCACUAAACUCCACACACUACAACAGCAAUAAUACUCAGCAUAUUCAACAUCUUCAGCUCAGCCCUGAACCUUCUGCUACGACAGAGACUUCGUUUGGUGUGAGCUCUGAUGUGGUCACUGGAGCAACCACAUCAGAACAACGGAGUCAUCCCCGUCAUCCUAAGAAGUGCAGGUUCAAGGGGUGCUCCAAAGGUGGCAGAGGCUCAUCAGGGCUGUGUAUUGCUCAUGGAGGCGGGCAAAGAUGCCAUAAGCCUGGGUGCCAUAAAGGAGCUGAGAGCAGCACUGCGUAUUGCAAGGCCCAUGGCGGAGGACGGCGGUGUGAGGAGCUUGGUUGCACCAAGAGUGCCGAGGGAAAGACAGAUUAUUGUAUUGCUCAUGGUGGAGGCCGCCGUUGUGAAUAUCCUGAUUGUCCUAAAGCUGCACGAGGUAAGUCUGGACGGUGCAUAAAGCAUGGUGGUGGGAAGAGGUGUGCAAUGGAAGGUUGCAUUCGGAGUGCUGAGGGGAAGGCUGGACUCUGCAUUUCUCAUGGUGGUGGACGCCGGUGCCAGUAUCCGGACUGUGCCAAGGGGGCUCAGGGCAGUACAUUAUACUGCAAAGCGCAUGGUGGCGGCAAGAGGUGCGUCUUCGAUGGGUGCAGCAGAGGUGCAGAGGGGAGCACACCUCUGUGCAAAGCUCAUGGUGGUGGGAAGAGAUGCAUGUUCGAAGGAGGUGGUGUCUGCCCAAAGAGUGUACAUGGGGGGACUGAAUUCUGUGUGGCACAUGGAGGUGGGAAGCGCUGUGCAGCGCCUGGCUGCACCAAGAGUGCCCGUGGCCGCACUGACUGUUGUGUGAAGCACGGUGGUGGUAAGCGUUGCAGGAUUGACAAUUGUGGUAAGAGUGCUCAAGGUAGUACAGACUUCUGCAAAGCCCAUGGUGGAGGCAAACGUUGCACAUGGGGAUCCGGUUGUGAGAAGUUCGCCCGUGGCAAGAGUGGCCUGUGUGCCGCACAUGGAACCUUGGUGGCCAGGCAGCAAGAACAUGGAAUGGUGAAGAGUGGAGGGAGCAUGAUCGGACCAGGCCUCUUCAGUGGCAUUGUGGCAUCAUCAACCACCGCUGCAAGUAGCAUGACAAAUGAGCACUCCUCAUCAGGCAUCAGCACAGCAUCAGAUAGUGACGGCACAGUGAGGAGCCAAGCGAUGAUACCUCCGCAGCUGCUUGUGCCUCGCUCCAUGAUGCCCUCGUCAUCGUCGGAGCCUACUGUGCAUGGGGGCAGAGAAGCAGGCUGUCCUGUUCCUGAGGGAAGGGUGCACGGUGGCGGCCUACUGUCACUCCUCGGUGGCAGCUUCAGGAACGCCAAUAUAGAUAAGCUCUGAAGUGUUUUCUCCGCCUGCAAAUUAUGUCAGUUUGGUUGUACAUAAAAGGCACCGUGUUGCAUAUUGAAUUUUAUGCUUCUUCUCUUUGCUUGAUAAACAUUUCAUGGAUGUUUAGUCAGUCCAUUGUACAUGUUGUCCGGCAAUUCUUCUGAUCUGCAUUCAACAUGCCGGUCCAGUCAGUCGUAGUUACUGCCAAUAAGCCGUGUGUAUUUGAUAUACUGUUUCUUAUUUGCUUGUGGAUUAUUACUCCUAAGAAA
Molecule: messenger RNA, 2581 nt
Organism: Triticum urartu
Lineage: Eukaryota; Viridiplantae; Streptophyta; Magnoliopsida; Poales; Poaceae
Source: RefSeq, a predicted model, not a curated record